Messenger RNA from Macadamia integrifolia, 1786 nucleotides. RefSeq names its product hydroxyproline O-galactosyltransferase HPGT1-like. The coding region runs from base 234 to 1262 and encodes 342 amino acids. The record is from RefSeq and is a predicted model, not a curated record. Gene Ontology annotation, molecular function: hexosyltransferase activity. Lineage: Eukaryota; Viridiplantae; Streptophyta; Magnoliopsida; Proteales; Proteaceae. Gene Ontology annotation, cellular component: Golgi membrane. The transcript has 12 exons.
UGCCUUUGUCUAUUGCUAUUGAAAGUUGCAACUAAAAGAAUUUCUCUCUCUCUCUCUCUCUCUCUCUCUUGCCUGUGUCUGCUAUUAGAUUUGAGUCCGAAGCAAUCUCGAGAUCCCUGUGAGAGGGAUUCUGUUCAGAGCUCGAAGCAUUUGGAUCGAUUCCGAGGCAAAUGUAUACUGCCUGAAGAUCUGUGAAUUCCUCUUUGUGUCCAUUGUUCAAACUGAAUUGAAAGAUGCAGAGCCGGGGAUCGAGUAACCGGCUUUCUGGUAUGGUUUUUCGAUCCCGGAUUUCGUCUCUCAUGCUUUCGAUGUUUGCAACAAUAGCUUCAGUUUACGUGGCAGGCCGACUAUGGCAGGAUGCGAAGAACAGAGUAUACUUAAUUGACAAGCUCGAUAGGGUAACUGGUCGGGGGCAGUCAGCUAUAUCAGUUGACGAUACACUGAAAAUCAUUAAUUGCAAGGAACAGCAGAAGAAGUUAUAUGCCCUUGAAAUGGAGCUGGCUACAGCCAAACAGGACGGUUUUGUUUCAAGGUAUGUAACAGAGAGAAAUGGGACUCAUUCUAAGAGAAGUUUGUUAGCCGUGAUAGGAAUUUUUACAAGGUUUGGCCACAAGAACAACAGAGAUGCUAUCCGUAGGGCAUGGAUGCACACUGGUGCAGCUUUGAAAAAACUGGAAGAUGAGAGGGGCAUUGUCGUUCGAUUUGUAAUUGGAAGAAGUGCAAAUCGGGGAGACUUGGAUAAAGAUAUUGACACUGAAAAUAGGCAGACCAAUGAUUUUAUUAUUCUGGAUAAUCAUGUCGAGGCACCAGAGGAGCUUUCAAAGAAGGCAGAAUUAUUCUUUGGUCAUGCUGUAGAUACCUGGGACGCUGAGUUUUAUGCCAAGGUUAAUGAUGAUGUUUAUGUUAAUAUUGACUCCCUGGGUGCAAUGCUUUCUACUCAUUUGGACAAACCUCGUGUUUAUAUUGGGUGUAUGAAAUCAGGCGAAGUUUUCUCUGAACCGAGCAACAAAUGGUAUGAACCAGACUGGUGGAAAUUUGGUGAUAGGAAAUCAUACUUUUGUCAUGCUUCUGGUGAGAUAUAUGCUAUAUCUCGUGCAUUGGCUCAGUUUAUUUCUAUAAACAGGUCUAUUCUUCGAACAUAUGCCCAUGAUGAUGUGACUGUUGGAUCAUGGCUUAUUGGUCUCGAUGUAAAAUACAUGGAUGAAGGGAAGUUUUGCUGUUCAUCAUCAUGGUCUUCAGGUGCUAUAUGUGCAGCAGUUUGAUUGUAUCAGUUCAAAUUCAAUUGAAAAUGUGAAUCAAAUGGCGGAUAUUUCUGUAAAUGGUUCUAGAUCAGAGCUAGUCUCAGAUGUCCAGUAGAUAUCAAAGAAAAUAAAUCCACAUUCCCCGAUCUAGAAAAGGAUCUACCAUUCAUGACUUUCGGAAGAUUGGGAUGAGCUACACAUGGGUGGUGAUUGUUAGAAGCCCAGCAAUGCAGGUAACGGAAUCUGUUUCUCACAAAUUUUAAUGGAUCAGGGAGGAAGGGGUUUCUUUGUGACAUCGGCAUCACCGUAUUUUUUUUUUCUAUAUAAGGAUAUUUCUUCUCCCUUUUUCUUUUUCCCUAGUUAAUGAGGGAGAAAUUAUCAUUCAUUCUUUAUUUUUAAUACCUUCACAAAUUUACCAGUGAUAGAAAGAAAGUUCCGUUUAUUUCUGAUUCAAACAAAAACUUCUUUCCAAUCUCAAUGAGAGUUCUGUAAAACUGCCUUCAGGUUUAUAGCAUAUCAACAAAUUUUAUUUUUUUGGUCUUCAA